GCCGUCGCAAGCUUCCACUUACACAAUCUCCUACGCCAAGCACCUCGCAGUUCAAGACACUGAUAUACAAUGGAAGAAGGAUAUAUAGUGGAUCCUCCGAGUGGCACGCAGGACGCCCCGGCCGAGAAGCCCUCCACUCGUAGGAAGGCCGUCCGCCGCCGCGACCCAGACAAGAGGCGCCUGCAGAACCGUAUGGCCCAGAAGACGUACAGGGAAAAACAAAAGAAGAGGAUCCAGGAACUAGAGCUACUUGCUGAGGGAUCUAACUCGGUCAAUGUUCCGUCAAACGACCAGCAGGGUGUGGUGGAACCUUCAUCAAGUUCUGUCGACAUUACAGGACAGGCCUCCCUCGAGGUGUCGACGAUCAACCCGUCUCAGCUCCAACCCAGCACUACCAGCUCCGUUACCUUCUCAACAACUCCUUCGGAAGAAGUUGAAGGAGCCGGGGAAACAUGGGACCAGGAUAUCCUCUCGCCCGAAUUCGACCAAUGGCUUGCAGAAGCAUAUCCCGUCGACCCCUCCGUUCCCCCAGUCGUCUUUUUCAACUGUGGCUGCCCCAUCCUUCACAUCGGCGUGCACCUCUCAUCCGUUCUUUUACCCGUCAUCCCUGAUUUGCGCAUGAACACGCUUCGCAUAGAUAUCAUGUGCUCCUUAGGCGCGCUCCUUGAGAACUGCCUCCAGGUCGGCAUUACCCAACGGAUGUACUGCGCCGAAGACUCGGUCUCCCCCUUCUACCGCCCGCAGAUCGAAGACCCGGCUGAGCGAGCUGAUUUCGUUGAAUCGGUGCAGCGCGGAUUCCGAGGACUGCACUUUGAUUUGCGGCCGACGCGGAAGCAGAUCGUUACGAAUCACCAUCCCUUCCUCGACGCUAUUCCCUUCACUGACAUCCGCGACAAUCUCAUCGCUUACGCGGAUGAAAUUGAUGAGGAUGAGUUCUUUCACGACUCGUUGAACCACAUGACAUGCUGGGGGAGCGUCAAGGGGGCACAUACAGGCUCGCCAUGGGAUAGCCGCAGCUGGGAGGCCAGCGAAUUGUUUCUUCAAAGGUGGGAACUGAUAGUUGGCGGCGAGGACGGUCAGUUGACAAGACAGUCUCGCUGGUGGAGGUCGCUCAGGGGCGAGCGCGUAACCGAAAUAUCGUAAAUAUUACCAGAGCCUUGAUUUUAUGGGGCGUUCUGCAGAUUAGUUGAUGUAAUGCGAAGGAGGAAGACUUCGGUAGGCGUAAAUUGGACGGGGGCAUGUUUAACAGGA
Messenger RNA from Ilyonectria robusta, 1251 nucleotides. RefSeq lists its product as uncharacterized. NCBI's taxonomy places the organism in Eukaryota, Fungi, Ascomycota, Sordariomycetes, Hypocreales, Nectriaceae. The transcript is spliced from 2 exons. Gene Ontology annotation, biological process: regulation of DNA-templated transcription. Gene Ontology annotation, molecular function: DNA-binding transcription factor activity. The record is from RefSeq and is a predicted model, not a curated record. Bases 70 to 1143 code for a protein of 357 amino acids.